Messenger RNA from Parnassius mnemosyne (clouded apollo), 654 nucleotides. NCBI's taxonomy places the organism in Eukaryota, Metazoa, Arthropoda, Insecta, Lepidoptera, Papilionidae. The record is from the annotation of a GenBank genome assembly.
AUGAAAGUUUUUUUAGGAUUUAUACCAAUAGAGAAAUAUACAGGUCUGGCACUAACAGAAAUUAUCGUGGAACAAUUAUCAGCACAUGGAUUGUCUUUAGAAAACAUAAGAGAGCAAGGGUGCGAUAAUGGAUCUAAUAUGAAAGCUAUAAAUCAGCAGAUUCAAGCAGAGCAGCAAGCGGCUCAAGAUUACUUGUCAAUGGCAACAAAUUUUCUACAUCCAUGUUUAUCACGCCCAGGCGCUGGUGGUUUUUUUAUGAAAAUGUAUAAAGAGGAACUUGAUCAUAUGCAGCGACUAAUUGAAUAUCAGUUGAUAAGAGGAGGGGCAAUUAUUAUAAGUGGACUUAAUGCACCGACAGUUAAUGAAAAUUUGACAUUGUAUUGUGCUUUUAAACAAAGUCUUAACAUGGAAAAAUCGGUCACAGAGAUGUUGGAAAAUAUUGUCAAGGUCGCUGAAAGUGUAAAUGACUACCAAUGUGCAGAUUUUAUUACCUCCGUGUAUUUAGCAGAGCAGAUGGCAUCUAUAAAUGAAUUGUCGCAUCAUAUCACAAACAUGAGCAAAAUAUGUGGUGAUGAACAUGCCGUUUACCACUACGAUCAAAGGUUAUUGAAGUCCUAUCCACAUCCAUUUAACUUCAAAAUGCCAGGAAACUAG